GAUCGGAACCAAAAUCAGGAAGACCGGAGACUCGUCCCCUGAAUCCCCUUCACCAGAGGGCAGAGGGCGAAGCGCAGCCCAGGGGCGAUCCCGGAGACGAGCCCGCGCCGCCGUCCUCCCCGAUCGCCUCUGCCCCGCCGAUCUGCUCCCAAGAGCAAGAGGUCCCGCGUCCCAGGCCGGAGUAGAUCCAUGGCUCUGCCGUCGAGGCUGGCGCAGCUGCAGGCGAAGGCGUGCGAGGCGACGCGGUUCGCCGCGAAGCACGGGUGCGCGUACCAGCGAUCGCUCGUCGAGAAGAACAAGAAGUACGUCGUGGAGCCCCCCACCAUCGAGAAGUGCCAGGAGCUCUCCAAGCAGCUCUUCUACACCCGCCUUGCCAGCCUUCCCGGUCGCUACGAAGCAUUCUGGAAAGAGCUUGAUCAAGUGAAGCAGCUGUGGAGAAACAGGAAUGAUCUGAAUGUUGAGCACGCUGGCGUUGCCGCGCUCUUUGGCAUUGAGUUGUACGCGUGGUUCUGUGUCGGUGAGAUCGUUGGCAGAGGAUUUACUCUCACAGGAUACCACGUCUGAAUGCUAAGCAACAAAAUCAGUCCCCUUUUGGCUGAUAUAAUGACUUGUUAGGCAGCCCAUUUUUUUGUGACCAGAUGCGCAGUUUUGUUUUAGAGAUAUUCUUGAUGCUGUAUGGAAUGCACGCAUCUCGGUGAAACCGAACAAUAAUCUGCUGCAUCGUGGUUUAUGUCUACGGUACAUUACUUUUUUCCUUCUAAUAUUAUUGAUGCCGUUGCUCUUUGUUUU
Panicum virgatum (switchgrass) is the source of this 789-nucleotide messenger RNA. RefSeq lists its product as uncharacterized. Bases 190 to 564 code for a protein of 124 amino acids. The record is from RefSeq and is a predicted model, not a curated record. Lineage: Eukaryota; Viridiplantae; Streptophyta; Magnoliopsida; Poales; Poaceae. Gene Ontology annotation, biological process: proton motive force-driven ATP synthesis. The transcript has 3 exons. Gene Ontology annotation, molecular function: proton transmembrane transporter activity.